GCCAGUCGGUCUGUAACCCUCUCACAGUAAGGUGUCUCCCGGACCACCGCUACCGCCGUCGUACGCGGCAAGUUUACCCUGAAGACACCCGUUCUGCCCGGGGUCCCUUGACCAAACUUUCCUAACCCGCGGUGAUACCUGUCGGUUUUUUUUUUUUUUUUUUCCGUCAUGGCGACGAGUGCGAAGCGAAAACAGGAGGAGACUCAUCUGAAGAUGCUCCGGGAAAUGACUAGCCUCCCCGCGAAUAGGAAAUGCUUCGACUGCGACCAACGCGGCCCGACCUAUGUCAACAUGACAGUGGGCUCCUUCGUCUGUACCACCUGCUCCGGGAUCUUGCGAGGACUGAAUCCCCCACACAGAGUGAAGUCCAUCUCUAUGACCACAUUCACACAGCAGGAAAUCGAGUUCCUACAGAAACACAGCAACGAGGUCUGUAAACACAUCUGGUUGGGCCUCUAUGACGACAGAACAUCAGUUGUUCCAGAUUUCCGAGAACCGCAGAAAGUAAAAGAGUUCCUCCAGGAAAAAUACGAAAAAAAGAGAUGGUAUGUUCCUCCAGACCAAGCAAGGGCAGUGGCAAAUGUCCAGGCUUCUGUGUCCGGCUCCUCAGCAAGCAGCACUGGCAGCACACCAGAAGUCCAGCCCCUCAAAACCCUGCAUCUCAACAAGACCCCUCUGCGCCAGUCUCCAGGGCUAGGUCGUUCCCAGGCUCAGAGUGCUGCUCAGGAGAAGAAAUUUGACUUGCUCUCAGACCUGGGAGGUGACAUCUUUGCUGCUCCACCCACUCAAACUGCCACCUCUACCAACUUUGCCAACUUUGCACAUUUUCCAAACCAGUCAGCACCUCAGGGUAAUUCAAAUACCAACUUUGCCAACUUUGACGCAUUUGGAAACACUGCAAUUCCAUCCCAUCAGAGCACAUCAUCUCCCUCAAAGUCCUUUUCAUCAGGUGGAGGAGUGCCAAUUCCGUCAAUAUCUAGUGCCGUCACUGCCCAGUCCCAGACAGGGAGCCAGCCAGAGGACCGCUAUGCUGCUCUGGCUGAGUUAGACAACGAGCUCAGCUCCUCUGUCUCUGUCUCUGCCUCUGCCUCCACAAGCAGCAAUGUGCAAGGAAACAUAUUUGGACCAGCACUGGGUUCAUCGCCAGCUCAGAACCCUCCUGUGUUACCCAGCAUGCAGCCUGGCUUUGGAGCUGUCCCAUCCACAAAUCCUUUCGUUGCUGCAGCCAUUGCCCCAGAAAUGGCCACCAACCCGUUCCAGACCAACGGCAGAGCACCAGCUGCAGCCUCGUUUGGUACUGGCUCUAUGAGCAUGCCUGCAGGCUUUGGGAAUGCGUCUUCCUACUGCCUCCCAACCAGUUUCAGCGGAAACUUCCAGCAACAAUUCCCUGGUCAAGCCCCCAUUCCUUACUCUCAACCGGGGGCCUAUCACCCUCAGUCUAAUGGCCCUGCAUUCCCAGUCUACAACAAGCCCUCGAUCGCACCCUUUGGGCAGCCCGUGGCUGUCCCUGGCAUGUCCAAUAACCCUUUCAUGGCGGGAGCACCAGGCGGGUCAUUCCCUUCAGGGGGUUCAUCCACCAACCCUUUCCUGUAGCACAGCUCCCAGUCCUUGCCACCAGAGGGCAGCAUGCAGCACAUAUUCAACACCGUUCAGUCACAUGACUAGUGGCAGUACAUUUCUGAAAGACUUUAUUUUAUUUUGUUUUGAUUUUUUUUUCUUCAUCAAAAAAGUUUACAACACUAUGAAGGAGUACAAAGGACUUUGUUGAAGACUAAGGGACUGUUAUGAGGGCAAAUGUACUGUUUGGACCAUA
Molecule: messenger RNA, 1813 nt
Organism: Archocentrus centrarchus (flier cichlid)
Lineage: Eukaryota; Metazoa; Chordata; Actinopteri; Cichliformes; Cichlidae
Gene: agfg1b
Product: ArfGAP with FG repeats 1b
Exons: 12
Coding region: 169-1593 (474 amino acids)
Biological process (GO): spermatid nucleus differentiation; acrosome assembly; intermediate filament organization
Cellular component (GO): cytoplasmic vesicle; membrane; cytoplasm
Molecular function (GO): GTPase activator activity
Source: RefSeq, a predicted model, not a curated record